UCGACCACAUGGCGGACAAAAGCGUUUCACGGGAGGAACCCUGCAUCCCGCUCGCUCCCUCUCAAUGACCGCCUCCGGACGAGCAACCGUGCAAGUCUUGCGACAAAGUACCCUGUGCCAAACGCAACGCACACAGGAUGCUUUUCGUGGGCUGGUCACCCUUGAAACAGCCCACCACCCUGUCGUCUGCCUUCUACCCAAUCCCGAACCAAUCGAGUGCGCGUUGUUGACAUGUAACGUUUGUACUAAUUGGCUGUCGCAACGACCCAGUCGUUUUGCGGCAGAACGGGAUACGGCCGGCUCGACCCCCACGCCAUUCAACACACCUCUACCCACAUUGCCGAAUCCCCCCUCCCUGCGUUACCAAUCCCUCACCACCUCUACGCACUCAUUGGGCAGACAAAGAAGUUCUCCCGUAUUCACAUCCUUCCCUCCCGGCCAUGUGGACGGCCACGGGCAUCCUUUUCGUUUGCAAUGAGAGCCGCCCUGAGCAAUGGCUCUCGCACACUGCAUACGUCCGCGGACACAUUCUCACUCUUCAGCCUUUAUACUUGAUCGGCGCCAGCAGCAAGUCCAAGAGCAUCGUACUCGACCUCCGCACCGUCGAUUUGGCCGAGGUCGAACUGGCUGAGACUGACCACGCGUUGUUUGGGGAGACAGGCGUCGAGCUGCGGUCGAGGGUGGACGGCGUGGCAGAGAACCCGAUUCUGCUCGGCGUCCGCCAGCCCGGUCUGAAUGAUUUGGCUCGAUGGAUGUCGGUUUUUCGUCAAGCGGCUGUCCGCCACAUCAGAAUCACACUCGCAAGCGAGCUGGACGGCACCGUGGCGUCUGUCGCGCCGGCUCCUCUCAUUGCCGAGCCGGAGCCAUCUUCGACCUGGGCUCUCCUGCCGCCGCAUAGCCCCUCUGCUGACUGGCGCGCGGUGUCAACAACCGAAGACCAUACUGACGACUGUGCCUGGUACCGCCGCUACUUUGCCAACCAGGCUCACGCCAACUUUGUCGCGGCGCUGUCGCCACGGCAGGGUGGUGCAGUCGUGGUCUCGCUCAAGCGCGAGGCGACCAAGGUCAAGAAUGGAUUUGGCGUCAUCCGAGCCAUUCUCUGGAGCCUGGGUGUGGUGCAUCCAUUUGUCAUCGCCGCCCCUGACUCGUUCCGCUCCUUCCGGCGCGAUCUGCAGACGGUGCUGAGCCGACGCGAUCCGCACAACCUCGGUCCGAAAUGGCGCCGCUUCAAGUGCGUGGUGGGAGCCGGCCUUGUCCGCCGCCUCCUUGCCAUCGAGCGGACGCUGAGUGAGGACGCGUGCCGCGUCGGGCUGAUGUAUGCCGCUGACGGCGACGUGGUGGAUCCGCCGCCGCUGGGCCACGACCCAGUCUUCGACGAUCUGGCCGAUGCCCUUGCGGAGUACGGCAUUGCCAUCAUCAGACCGGAUACCGCGAGUGCCAUGCUCGCCGUCAUCGUCUUGGUCUCGGACGGCUGCGAGAUCUCCGUCGACGUGCUCAAGCAUUCGUUUGUGACUUGCUGUCUCGCCGUCUCCCCCGACGGUCUCAACACGUAUCAGCUGACCUUGGCGGCCAAGAAAGGCUGCCUUUCAGGCACCGGAGCUGUCGUAGGCUCGCAUCUCGAAGGCUCGCCGAGCGUGGCUGCCGCUGCGCUCCUGGCUGCGGCGUCGAACGCGGCGCGCAUGUGCGUCCGCUGCAGUCAAGCUGACAACUUCAUCUCGCGAGCUACGCGGACUCGCGACCUUCUUCUUGAUGCCGCUGUCCUUGCUGUCAACGAGGGCCGUGUAGGCUUUGAAGUUGGUCCUGUCUGCGGCCUCUCUGUCCAUGGAACUGAUGCCACCGAUCGACCGCCGCUUGUGCUGCCUAAGCGCGAUGUCCUCACCGCGCUCCCACUCGACAUGGUCUCGGAGGGCCAAGUCCUCGCUUGGGGCAUGUGGCAGAAUCAGAUCAUCUACUCGGACGUCUCCGGCAUUCAUCUGGCAGGAGGCGGGCAUGAUUCUGGGGCAACCAUCACCACGGCUGCAGCGUCAAUGAUCCACGUUGUCGAGUGCCUCAACGUGGCCGUCAUCAAGUUCAAGGACCUCGCUCUUGGCGUGGGCUUUGUCUUUCUUGACUCGAUCGGCCUGUGGCUUGUCCACUCCGUCCCACAAACUGCGCACUCAACCUCGGUUGUCGUCUCGCACUCGAACCAGGCCAACCACCCUGUCUUCCUCUCUGUGGUUAGCGAGACACAGCUCCGGAUCUUCAAGUGGAUUGACAACAGGUUCUCACGUGCGGCCCGACGGGACUUGGGCACCGCAGCUCGUCUCAGUGCCAUCGACAGGUCACAUAUUGCCGUCACACUCCCGACCGCCGUUUUUGAGGUCGGUCUCGGUCCGUCCUACACCCUUCGCACCAUCGCCACCUCCGACUACCCCAACGGUGACAUGGCCGUUCUUGCGAUCUCUCGCUCGCGGAUCCUCGUCCUCGACGGCUUGGUCAGCGUCAUGGCCGACCGCGAGGCACUCGAUCGCUCCCAACCGACUGUCAUGGUCCACUGGGUCGGCACGCCGCAGCAAGUCGUGGAGCUUGGACCUUACCUUGUUGGCGCAAGCGUGGCCGGCCUCGAGAUCCGCAGCUCAAGCAACGGCGCACUUGUGCAGGUCAUGAAUAUGCCACGCCCUGUCUCUAUCCUCUGGCACGACACGAGCGGGUUGGUGGUCUCGGCAGGCGGGGCCUUUACCACAUCGUUGCCGCGCCCGACAAUGUCGGGGCCGAGCCCGAGUCGGAUCUCGUCGACCUGAUCGAGUGCGAUGUCCACACCAGGGCAGAGUCGGCGCUCAUGCACCAGCUGCGAUGCAACCGCCCAGUGAUAGCGCCAGCCCCAGUCUCAAGGCGCUCGAUCUCAUCGCUUGGGAGCGAGAGCAGCGAGCUCGGGAUGUCGACGUCGAGUAGCUCGGGCGACAGCGACAUUUGCCUCUCGGUGGUCGUCGACAAGCCUUCCGAUUUUGGAUGGACGCCGGAUACGCUUUCCGUUCCGCUGGUCACGCCGCCGAUGGUGACAAGCCUCUUCCUUCAACCGUCGCCGCGGGCGGCGGCGGCGUCAUCACAGCCGACCACGCCAUUGUUUGUUUUGGCACGUGUUGCGCCCAGAUCCGAAGUCUCAUCGGGCUCGGAAGAGUCCGAGAUGAGCUUUCCUUCCGACUCGUCGGUCGGCUCAGUCGACGCCAAUAUCAACUUGCCGACAAUGUCUCAUCCAGCAGGACUCCAGGUGGCGUUGCACAACCUUGCCGCCAUUGGAGAUAGCCUUGCGCCAUCUAAGAACCGUCGGGUGCGCAUGGCUCGGAGCACUGUCGACGCACCUGAGCUCUGCGAUCCGUCCCAUCGGCUGUGGGGUCUGGUCAGGCCGGUUGAGCCCGCAAUCGACAUCAACCGGGAGUCUUUAGACUUUGCCAUGAGCCUCGCCAGCGGUCUCGGCAUCGAGUGGUCGUCCGACUCGGACAGCUCGUCGUCGUCGGACCGGUUCUACGAAGGCGACUCGUCGUCAUCGUCGUCCAAUUCAAGCUCAGAGGCGUCGCCUUCUUCAUCAAUGUCGUCAUCGUCGUCCACGACAGCCGGUCUGGUCUCGCCGUUGAACGGUUUGCGGCUGGCAGGCGGUGGCCUUUCGCCGUGCCACUCCAGGUCGACAUCGACAUCGACGACUAUAUCCGGCCUUCAUGCGUUUUCCUCCAGCAGUUCGUCGUCAUCGGCACUCUCCCCCACCGUCAUCCGUGUCCAACCGUCGCCGCCCCCGUCGUCGACAUGGCACGAGAGCGGAUUCCUCUUUGGGUAGCGAGCGAGGACUGUCAGUAGUUAAAGGAGACACGUUACGA
Messenger RNA from Thecamonas trahens ATCC 50062, 3848 nucleotides. RefSeq lists its product as uncharacterized. The transcript is spliced from 2 exons. The record is from RefSeq and is a predicted model, not a curated record. Lineage: Eukaryota; Apusomonadida; Apusomonadidae. Bases 441 to 2780 code for a protein of 779 amino acids.